AUGGAAAGAACUCUGGGAAUGCAUUGGUCAAUGGAGAAUGACUAUUUCACCUACAAGAUCAAUCCAAACGACAAGCCACUAACUCGGCGAGGAGUGUUGUCAGUAGUGGCUUCCAUCUAUGAUCCUUUGGGUAUGGUAGCACCUUUCACCUUGCCUGCUAAGCUGCUGUUACAAGACAUGUGCCGACAGCAGUUGGGAUGGGACGAGGAGAUGGAAACGGCUGAGGUGACACAAUGGAAGGCAUGGCUCAAUCAACUUCCCAAGCUGAUAAACUUCAAGGUGCCUAGAAGUUUUAUUCCCAUGUCCUUUGGCACUGUCAGGUCCUGUCAAUUACAUCAUUUUGCAGAUGCAAGUCAAGUUGGAUAUGGUAUUGCCUCAUACUUGAGGCUUGAAAGUGCCACUGGUGAAGUCUACUGCACUCUGGUAAUGGGAAGAUCAAGAGUAGCUCCAUUGAAAAGGAUGACCAUUCCAAGAUUAGAGUUAACUGCUGCGACUGUAGCAGCACGUAUGGAUCAAAAGCUACGCUCAGAACUGGACUUGAGAUUAGAAAAGUCUGUCUUCUGGACUGACAGUACUUCUGUAUUGAAGUAUUUAUUUAAUGAAAAGGCGAGAUAUCAAACAUUUGUGGCCAAUAGGGUGAAUCUCAUUCGUGAAUUAUCACCUAUUGAAGCUUGGAGGUAUGUAGAGACUCGGUCUAACCCAGAUUUAGCUUCAAGAGGAGUUGACAUGGACAGCUUCCUCGCCUCUUCAAUCUGGAUCACUGGGCCGACCUUUCUUAGUGAAAAUGAGAAAAUGUGGCCCAUACUACCAAAUGACGUCAAGAGAGGAACCUUAGAGGACGACCCAGAAGUAAAAUCACCACAAUUAGUCUGUGAAACAGUCAUCACAGCAAUGUCAUUCAUUGAGGAAAUUGCCAGUCGCUUCUCGAAUUGGAUGACAUUUGUGCACUGCAUUGCCUGGCUAAGACGCUUUCACAGAACUCUGACACAAAGACUCAAGUCUUCAGUGGAAGCUGACAUGACAAGAAAAUGUCUGUGCAUUGAAGAAGUAUAUGAAGCUGAGAACAACAUUUGGAGGCUUGUACAAAAGGACUCAUUUGGUGCUGAAAUUAAGAUACUCUCAGGCAGUGAAGAAGCUCAUGUACGGUCCUCUAGCAAGUUGGUUAAGCUAAAGCCUUGCCUGAAGGAUGGACUACUUAGAGUGAGAGGACGACUCAUCCACUCUCCUAGUAGUAUUGAUGUCAAACAUCCAAUAAUUCUGCCAAGUAAAUCCAUGGCUGUGAAAUUAAUGGUGCAGUGGAAGCAUAAUAACUUAGCACACAGUGGCCACAAUUAUCUUAUGGCUGAGUUACGCCAAAGGUUCUGGAUUAUACAUGGCAAUGCAGUGGUACGCUCUGUCAUCCGGAAUUGUGUGAGGUGCAGAUCUCUCAGUGCUCGGCCAAUGAUCCAAGAGAUGGCUGAUCUACCCGAAGACCGCAUCACAUCAAAUGUACCUCCCUUCACACACACUGGGACCGACUGUUUUGGGCCCUUCCUAGUUAAGAAAAGCAGGUCAAAUUUGAAACGUUAUGGAGUCAUAUUCACCUGCUUGGUGACUAGAGCCAUCCACAUAGAAGUGGUGGAGUCAAUGGAAACUGAUUUCUAUAUUAAUGCUUUUAGAAGGUUCAUUGCCAGGCGAGGCCCGGUCACCUCCAUCCGGUCUGACAAUGGGACAAAUCUUGUGGGAGCUGAGAAGGAGCUUCGCAAAGAACUUGAGAAAUUGAAGCACUCUGUGAUUGCAGAGGUCAUGUUGCUCAAGGGUGUCACAUGGCAGUUCAAUCCUCCUCAUGCUUCGCACUUUGGCGGAGUAUGGGAACGCCAGAUUCGCACAAUUCGACGAGUACUCCGUGGCCUGUGUCACCAGCAGGUCAUGACAGAUGACACUCUGCACACCCUAUUCUGUGAGGUAGAAGCUAUCAUAAAUGGCAGGCCAUUAACCAGGGUUACUGAUGAUCCUGAUGGUCCUCAACCACUAACACCCAACAUGCUGCUAACCCUGAAAGACCUCUUCUGGAAGAGGUGGACAAAGGAAUAUCUUCCACUUCUCCAGGAACGCCAGAAGUGGACCACGAGACAGCGUAACCUGAAGGUUGGAGAUAUUGUUCUGAGCCUAGACAACAAACUGCCCCGAGGUUCAUGGCCUUUGGGACGUGUGCUGGAAGUGAUAAGUGAUGCUGAUGGUCACGUGAGGAGUGCUCGCUUGAAAACUGCUAGUGGAGAGUACCUCAGACCAAUUAGCAAGAUGUGUCUUUUGCUAGAAAAUGAAAUAGAUUAUUUCUGGGAAGAGCUGGCAGUUAAAGUGUUAAAGAACUGUUUGAGUCAUAGUGAUAACCCCAAAGACUUCAGUGUAGUCUGGGAAAGAGCACUGGAGUUGGGCUUGUCACCUUGCAGAAUGUAA
Penaeus vannamei (Pacific white shrimp) is the source of this 2436-nucleotide messenger RNA. The record is from RefSeq and is a predicted model, not a curated record. Lineage: Eukaryota; Metazoa; Arthropoda; Malacostraca; Decapoda; Penaeidae.